AUGGCGAUCGGUCAGCCCAGAACCCUGCCAGAAAGACAACGAGCUAUCAAAGUACUCAAUGACAACUCCAUUGCCUUGCAAGAGGAUGUACCUUUACCACCACUGAACGACGAAGACGUCCUUGUUCGAGUGCAUUGUGUAGCACUCAACCCUUUCGAUUGGAAGUCAUUGGAUCUGUCUCCAGCUCCGGGUUCCACGUUUGGGUGUGAUGUGGCAGGGGAAGUCAUCGCAGUUGGGACAAGCUGUCGUCACAGCGUAAAGGUUGGCGAUCGAGUGUUUGGUCCUGUCAAAGGUAACACCUCAGGUAAUCCAGAGAAUGGAGGCUUUGCUGAGUACGCCACUAUCCGCGAUGUCGUCCUUUGGAAGAUCCCAGACGGUAUGAGGUUCGAGCAUGCAGCAACGCUUGGCAUGUCAUUGAUGACUGUCGGUCUCGGGCUCCACUAUAUGCUCAAGGUUCCGUUGCCUUUAGAGUCCUCAUCGAGCGAUAUUGAAGGACGGCAUAUCUUCAUCUAUGGGGCUGGAACAGCGACAGGAACCUUGGCAGUCCAGUGUGCUGCACUUUCUGGGUUGCGACCCAUUGUAGCAUGCUCGCCACGCCAUUUUGACCGGAUGAAGUCGCUUGGGGCGGUCGCGUGCUUCGACUAUCAUGUUGCUACAGUUGGAGACGAAGUCCGGGACUUCACCAAAGGCGGGCUCAGAGAAGCUCUAGAUUGCAUCACCGAUAGCGCGAGCAUGAAUAUAUGCUACAGCGCACUGGGUGAUCAAGGCGGGCGGUAUGUCGGACUGGACCAGUUUCCCAUACGCUCACACACAAGACGAGACGUGUAUCCGGAGUGGAUCGUGGCGUGGACUGUCAGCGGGGAGGCCAUCCAAUGGAAGCGACCAUACGCAAGAACCGCAAAGCCCAAGCACAAGGCGUUUGGUCAGAAGUGGAAUCCUGAAGCCCAGAAGUUACUGGACUCUGGCCGACUCCAGACUCAUCCCAUCGAUCUGCGGAGUGGAGGCCUUGCAGCCAUUCCCGAUGGUAUCGCGAUGCUGCGUAAAGGAUUGACGGAUGGGAAGAAGCUGGUAUACUCGAUCAUUUAG
Fulvia fulva is the source of this 1086-nucleotide messenger RNA. Its product is annotated as Trans-enoyl reductase iccB. Lineage: Eukaryota; Fungi; Ascomycota; Dothideomycetes; Mycosphaerellales; Mycosphaerellaceae. The record is from RefSeq and is a predicted model, not a curated record. The transcript is spliced from 3 exons. The coding region runs from base 1 to 1086 and encodes 361 amino acids. Gene Ontology annotation, molecular function: oxidoreductase activity, acting on NAD(P)H.